Messenger RNA from Priceomyces carsonii, 1221 nucleotides. It is a transcript of the gene THR1, whose product is annotated as homoserine kinase. The transcript has a single exon. Gene Ontology annotation, biological process: L-threonine metabolic process. The record is from RefSeq and is a predicted model, not a curated record. Bases 1 to 1221 code for a protein of 406 amino acids. Gene Ontology annotation, molecular function: ATP binding; homoserine kinase activity. Lineage: Eukaryota; Fungi; Ascomycota; Pichiomycetes; Serinales; Debaryomycetaceae.
AUGCCAAAAUAUUUAUUUAUCGAUUUUAUGAUGUUGAUUUCUACUGUUCUCCGUUUCAGGCAUCAGAUUGAUAAUUUCAAUCGCGUUCAUUACGAAAAAAAAAAAAAAAAUCCAAAGUGUAAAAAAAGACCAAGGUUCUUCUUGAACAUAUCUGUGAUAGCCAUGGGUUCUUUUAGGAUAAAGGUCCCCGCAUCCUCUGCAAAUAUUGGCCCAGGAUUUGACGUCUUGGGUGUAGGCUUGAAUUUAUAUUUGGAAAUAUUUGUCAAAGUUGAUCCAUCACUCGAUACAUCGAACGAAGAAUAUAAUGUCAAAAUUUCUUACGAAGGCGACAACCAGGGAUUUGUAUCCUUGAGGGCCUCAAAAAAUCUCAUAUCCUCAACGGCCUUAUAUAUCUUGAGGUGUAAUGGAAUACACUCAUUUCCAAAUGGAACUGAAAUUAAGGUUAUUAAUCCUAUACCCUUAGGAAGGGGACUAGGGUCAUCAGCCUCGGCUAUUGUUGGAGGUAUAAUAUUGGGAAAUGAAAUUGGAAAUCUUAAAUUAUCUAAAAGGAGAUUAUUAGAUUACUGCUUGAUGAUUGAAAGGCAUCCUGAUAAUAUUUCUGCUGCAAUGUUAGGUGGAUUUGUAGGGUCUUACUUAAACGAGUUAUCGGAUGAAGAGAGUAAAGCAAAGAAUGUCCCAUUAGACUUUAUUUUGCCAAGGGAAGACACUCCUAAGGGUAAAAUUGUUUCUCAACAGCCGCCUGUUGGCAUAUGCGAAUACUUACAAUAUGAAUGGGCAAUAGAGAUCAAAUGCGUAGCAGUGAUUCCAGAGUUUGAAGUUUCUACUCACGCUGCGAGGGAGGUGCUACCCUCUUCUUACUCAAGAGAUGAUAUUGUUUUUAACUUACAGAGACUAGCAAUUCUUACAUCUGCGUUAACUCAAUCACCUCCAAAUAAUAAUUUUAUUUAUGAAGCGAUGCGGGACAAGAUCCACCAGCCAUAUAGAUCUACACUUAUACCAGGGUUACAGGAAGUCUUAAACUGUGUUACUCCCAAGUCAGAUCCUGGUCUUUGUGGCAUUUGUUUGUCUGGAGCGGGCCCAACUAUAUUAUGCUUAGCGACCAAAGACUUCGAAUCUAUCGCCCAAAAAGUCAUUAAUAUCUUCAAAAAGGCGAAUGUUAAGUGCAGCUGGAAAUUAUUGACAGUUGCAAAAGACGGUGCAACAGUUGAUUACUUAGAUUAA